This is a messenger RNA of Salvia miltiorrhiza (redroot sage), 1015 nucleotides long. RefSeq lists its product as uncharacterized. The transcript is spliced from 3 exons. Lineage: Eukaryota; Viridiplantae; Streptophyta; Magnoliopsida; Lamiales; Lamiaceae. The record is from RefSeq and is a predicted model, not a curated record. The coding region runs from base 63 to 908 and encodes 281 amino acids. Gene Ontology annotation, molecular function: oxidoreductase activity.
CAACCCUCGUGUACUCAUUGUCACAGCUGCUACCACAAAUCUCUCAUCCUCGUAUAAGGAAAAUGGCUACUGAAAUCCUACACCAAUUGGAGCCAUGGUCUCACCUCGACGGAAAAAUCGUCAUGGUCACCGGGGCCUCCUCGGGCCUCGGCUACGAGUUCUGCCUCGAUCUCGCCAAGGCCGGCUGCAGAGUCGUAGCCGCGGCCCGUAGAACCGACCGCCUCAGGUCCCUCUGCGAUCAAAUCAAUGCAAUGGACGCUCCCAACGGCAGCAGCUCGUGUCGAGCUAUCGCGGUGGAGCUCGACGUCUCCGCUGGCGGCCCCGCCAUUGCAGCCAGCGUGGAGAGAGCUUGGGCCGCAUUCGGCUCAAUUAAUGCUUUAAUUAACAAUGCUGGUGUGAGAGGGCAAGUGAGAUCGUCGAUAGAUCUCUCCGAGGAGGAAUGGAACAGUGUGGUGAAAACAAACUUGAAUGGGUCUUGGCUGGUGUCCAAGUACGUCGGCGAGCGGAUGCGCAGCACUGCCGGUGGUUCAAUCAUCAACAUCUCAUCAGUUUCCGGCUUGAAUCGGUCGACGUUUCGCGGCGGCGUUGCCUACGGUGCUUCUAAAGCUGGACUUGACUACAUGACCAAGGCUAUGGCGUUGGAAUUGGGAGAUUACAAUAUAAGGGUGAACUCAAUUGCUCCAGGAGUAUUUAAAUCUGAAAUAACGGAAGAUCUUCUGCAGAAGAAUUGGAUGAAAAAUGUUGCAGAGAAAUCAGUUCCACUAAAAACAUUUGGAACAUCAGAUCCAGCACUAACAUCUCUCAUUCGUUACUUAAUUCAUCACUCUUCCAGUUAUGUUUCAGGCAACGUUUUUAUUGUUGAUGCUGGCUACACCCUCCCAGGCUAUCCAAUUUUCUCCUCUCUCUAAACGCCUCUCUCUCUCUCUCUCUCAGACUAUAUUUUUGUGGUAGCUAGGAACUCUGUGUACUUAGUUGAAAAGUAUUCAGUCAUUACAUUGCCCUUUAAUUUACAAAA